GCUGCGGGGGAGACGCCGCCGCCGCCGCCGCCUCCCUCCCUCUGAGCGCCAUGGAGCCCCAGCCGCCGCCCGCCGCGGGCGCCGCCGACAGGAGGACGGAGCCCCCGCCCGCUAACGGGUUCGCUCAAGAGCCUUCAGCCGAACAUGACCCGCCCUUCGCUGCAGAUGUUGAGCAGAUGGACACCCCUCCUACCGUGCUUCUCUUGAACACUGGCACCUGUCACCCUCCUCCCCUUCCUCCCGCAGAUGACCGGGUGGAACAGCGCACCUGCCUGAUCUGUGGGGACCGAGCCACGGGCCUCCACUACGGCAUCAUCUCCUGCGAGGGCUGCAAGGGCUUCUUCAAGCGCAGCAUCUGCAACCGGCGGGUCUACCGAUGCAGCCGGGACAGGAACUGCGUCAUGUCUCGCAAGCAGCGCAACCGGUGCCAAUACUGCCGACUCCUCAAGUGCCUCCAGAUGGGGAUGAACCGGAAAGCCAUCCGUGAAGACGGCAUGCCCGGGGGCAGGAACAAGAGCAUUGGGCCUGUCCAGAUCUCCGAGGAAGAGAUUGAGCGGAUCAUGUCCGGCCAGGAGUUUGAAGGGGAGGCCAACCUCUCCUGGUGUAACAAUGGCGACAGCGACAACAGCUCCCCGGGAAACGGGGUGUCGGAAAGCAACCAGCCGUCCCCGGUGUCGACUCCAUCUUCGAGUAGGUCCGUGGAGAUGAACGGGUUUACAGUUCUCAGGGAUCAAUACAUGGGCACCCCGGUGUCCGCCCCUUACCAGUAUUUGCCGCACCUUCUCAGCUGCCCGACUCACACGGCCCUGCUGCCCCCCCAGCCCCGCAGCCUCGACUCCCAGGCCCACGGGCUCCUCAUCAGCCAGCUGGUCUCUGCAGAGGACCUGGAGCCCUUGGGCACCCCGAUGCUGAUUGAAGACGGGUACAGAGUUAGCCAGGCCGAGCUGUUUGCCCUGCUGUGCCGGCUGGCGGAUGAGCUGCUUUUCCGUCAGAUCUCCUGGAUCAAGAAGCUGCCCUUCUUCUGCGAGCUGUCCAUCAAGGACUACACCUGCCUCCUGAGCUCCACCUGGCAGGAGCUCAUCCUUCUCUCCUCCCUCACCGUCUACAGCAAGCAGAUCUUCGGGGACCUGGCGGAGGUGACUGCCAAGUAUUCGCCCUCCGACGAUGAGCUUCACAGGUUCAGCGAAGAAGGGAUGGAAGUUAUGGAAAGACUCAUCUACCUGUACCGCAAGUUCAGCCAGUUGAAAGUCAGCAACGAGGAAUACGCCUGCAUGAAGGCCAUCAAUUUCCUCAACCAAGAUAUUCGGGGCCUGGCCAACGCCUCACAGCUGGAGCAGCUGAACAAGCGAUACUGGUACGUCUGCCAGGACUUCAUGGAGUUCAAAUACCCGCACCAGCCAAGCCGCUUUCCGGAUCUGAUGAUGUGUCUGCCAGAGAUCCGGUACAUCGCAGGAAAAAUGGUGAACGUCCCUCUGGAGCAGCUCCCCCUCCUCUUCAAGGCCGUCUUGCAUUCUUGUAGAGCCUCCAUGAACAAGGAAUGAAGCCGGAGCUCCGUGACGCCCCCUCCAAGACACACAGACACACAUACACCCCAGGAAAGAAUGGAGCAGACGCCCUGCGACUGAGGGACCAUCUCAACCGCUUCCCGCAGGCAGUGGCAAACCUCGCUACCCAGAAUCCUUGGGGAUGAAGGGAAUGUCGUUCCUGCGUCUGGCUGUUUGUCAUUGUGUGUGUGUGUGUGUGUGUUUGUGAAGAGGGGGGGUGAUUUUUUUUUUGCGUGUGCGGUUUUUUCUUUUUCCUCGUUCUUCAUUUUUGACUCAUUUUUCUCUAAUAUUUAUUUCACGACAGAGAUGAAUGUAUGAUUUUUUUUUCAACCCCCAGCACCAUUAUUUUUUCCGCCCCACCCCCACCCCUCACCCGCCCCUCACAAUUUUUGGGUAUGUGGGGGCGUCCCCCUCGCAGUUUACAGAAUGUGAAGAUGUUAGUUACAGUGUUGUUGUUUUUUCGGGGAGGGGGGGGAAUAUUUUUUUUUGUACUGGGGAGGGGAGGGAGUGGGGUGGGGGGUUUGGGCUGAUGACUAAGACUACCUCAAGGAGAAGGUGCUGCCUGCCAUUUCUGCAGCUCACACCUCAAGGGCACAUCCCAGGGGGCCAUUGCCUGUGUCCCCCCACACACACCCCAGCCGUAGCCCACUCCCCUAGAGAAGUGCCAAGCAAUGGGGCAGAGAGAGAGAGAGAGAGAGAUACACACACACACCAGAAUCUUCACAGACACAACCUUUUUUGACACAC
Molecule: messenger RNA, 2291 nt
Organism: Thamnophis elegans (Western terrestrial garter snake)
Lineage: Eukaryota; Metazoa; Chordata; Lepidosauria; Squamata; Natricidae
Gene: NR6A1
Product: nuclear receptor subfamily 6 group A member 1
Exons: 11
Coding region: 51-1541 (496 amino acids)
Biological process (GO): regulation of DNA-templated transcription
Molecular function (GO): sequence-specific DNA binding; zinc ion binding; DNA-binding transcription factor activity
Source: RefSeq, a predicted model, not a curated record